GAAGAGUUUGAAAUAGUCCGCUCCACCAUUUAGGGGUUUGUUGGCCCACAAACCAACAUGUGUGUGGGUCCCGCAUCCGCAUUCUUCACAUUGCAUAUUCUCUCCUUUCCAAACUAAUCAAUUCUUGUUUAAACGGUCGGUGGUAGUCUCGGCGCCGGACGCUUUCAACCGCAAUCCAAUCCUGAGUUCUUGAUGGCACCUGCUUGGGGACGGUGGUCCAAAUUAGCCGCUUUAGUGGCGGCGGUGGCCAUUCUGAGAGAGCUAGGGAAGAGAUACGGAUGGGAAUUUGAUAGAGAAGCGGCUCUCAAGGUGUUCACCCAAUGGUCUGAUCGAUUGGGUGUAUGGGCCAUGCCUGCCUAUGUCGGCAUCCAUACCUUCACACUUGCUCUCUGUUUGCCUUAUGCCGUCUUCUUCGAAGCCACUGCUUCUUUGCUUUUCGGUUUCUUCCCUGCCGUGAUUUGCGUUUUCUCUGCCAAGGUCCUUGGGGCUUCCCUCUCCUUCUGGAUCGGCAGGUUACUUUUUACGAAUUCAAGUUCAGCCAUGGAGUGGGCACAGAGGAAUAAAUAUUUCCACCUUCUUUCUAGAGGAGUAGAGCAAGAUGGUUGGAAAUUUGUCCUUCUUGCUCGCUUUUCACCGAUUCCCUCAUAUGUUAUAAAUUAUGCUCUUGCUGCAACCAAAGUCGGGUUCUUUCUUGAUUUUCUACUGCCAACUGUAAUUGGAUGCAUGCCGAUGAUACUUCAGAACACGUCGAUUGGCAGUCUUGCUGGUGCUGCAGUUGCUUCAGCGUCGGGAUCUCAUAAAUCUCAGAUAUGGUCAUACAUUUUCCCUGUACUUGGUAUCGGAUCAAGCAUUCUAAUUUCCUGGAGGAUUAAAAAGUACUCUAGUGGACUCAAAAUGACGGGAAGUUCUUCCAGUGAUGAAGGGAAUGACAAUGUUGACCCAUCCAAAACCAAGGAGUUUAAGAAAACUCAAUAAUCUUUAGCGACAUUCAGAUAAGUUUAAACUUUUAGAAAAUAUACUUUCAUUCAUGCUUUGAAUGCCCUGGACAAAUGUCCAUGACAUCCGAAGUUUUUCUGUUCUUCCUCAAGAAAUUAUUAGAUUUAUGGAAUAUUCUCCUCAUGAUUAACCCAAGCCUAUAACAUAUUAAAGACUAUAACAUUUGAAUCUUAA
This is a messenger RNA of Cucumis melo (muskmelon), 1170 nucleotides long. RefSeq lists its product as uncharacterized. Bases 193 to 975 code for a protein of 260 amino acids. The record is from RefSeq and is a predicted model, not a curated record. The transcript has 2 exons. Gene Ontology annotation, cellular component: membrane. Lineage: Eukaryota; Viridiplantae; Streptophyta; Magnoliopsida; Cucurbitales; Cucurbitaceae.